Messenger RNA from Oncorhynchus keta (chum salmon), 2134 nucleotides. Its product is annotated as coiled-coil domain-containing protein 81-like. NCBI's taxonomy places the organism in Eukaryota, Metazoa, Chordata, Actinopteri, Salmoniformes, Salmonidae. The record is from RefSeq and is a predicted model, not a curated record. Gene Ontology annotation, cellular component: centrosome. The coding region runs from base 1 to 1953 and encodes 650 amino acids. The transcript has 14 exons.
AUGACAGUGUCAUUGUCUCGCGUGCUUCAGUCAGAGAUGAUCCUCAUGUGGGUCUACAUUGCAGGCCUGGGAUCCUUCACCUUCUCUCAGCAGAAGCUGGACGUAGGCAACAAGUUUGUUUUGAUCCAGCGCCCCAUCUUCCUGCUCUCUGAGAAGCUGUCCCAGUCACACGGCCUCAAGCAGGUCAAACCGCUGUCUGCAGCAGGGGACGUGCCACUGGUCCAGCUCAACUUCACAGCCCUGUCUGUGGAGAGCCCGUUUGAGCGUCACGUGGUGGAGGGCUGUGUGAGAGAGACUCUGCUGGUGUUGCUGAGAGCCGUGGCCGCCGGACGCUCAGUCCUCUUCACCUUCCACGCCAUCGGAGAGCUGUUGUUCUGCCAGAGCAAAGUCAAGAUGAAGUUCUACCACGACUUUGUCACCGCCUUGGACGGCAGCGGGAAGCUGCUCUUGGCGCUCUCCAAUAGACCUGGCACCAGCAACUCUGUCCUGUUUGAGAGAUCCAGCAUAACGAGGACCAGCAACACCAUCAUCCUCCCCAGGAUCUCUUCCGAACAGGGGGGGAAGGACUGGGGAGAGGAGGCCCUGGCCCAGGUCCAGACAGACUCAGACAGGAAGGAGAAGAAUAGAGAAUCCCUGGUGACUCCGCAGUCCAGAUCCAGACACACCCUGCACCCAGCCAAGGUCAACGGGAUCAGUCUCACUGAUGACCUGGAGCCCAGACCUCCAGCGGAGACCAACACUGACAGGUCCACAGUGUCUAUCCUACCACUGGAGGGCGCUGCUCUGAAGGAGGGGAAGGUGAAGAGGGGGGACUCUCACCUGGACAUGCCCUGUGUCAACCACAACAGGGCUGGACAGGAGUUGUGUUACCUGUGCAUGCAGCGGGCCCAGUGUAACAUCCCCCACUACCUGGCAGAGGAGAGGCUGACAGAACAGCAGGAGGAGGAGAGGGUGUUACAGUUCAACGAGCAGCGCAGAGACCAGUACUACCUACAGAGGGAGCAGGCGGACCGUCUGGAGAUACGUGAGAACAACCAGAAGGUGGCAGCGUUCAACCUGGCAGUGUCUGAAGCCAUGAAGGCGAAGAAGGUUGCUCGCUCCUCCCACUUCCAUGGUUCGUACAUCUUCAGGGGUCGUCCCCUCACCCCUCCCAGGGUUCAUAAGCAGCGCGGCUACAUGCAGGAUCUGCGGGCCCAGGCGGAGUGGAGGAAGGGCCAGGUCAGCCAGACUCAGCAGGACCAGCAGCUCAUCGACCUGCUACAACAGGUCCAGCUGGCACAGGAAAUCGCCUUGCAAAAGUCCCAGCAUCUCCACCUGAGACAGAAGAACACUAGCUGCUACAAGAAAGCCCUGGAUACACAGGUGGAAACAGAGAAGGGCAAGCAGAAGGCCAAGGGAGAUAGGAGAGUGAUGUUCCCGCCCAUCCAGGGACAGACAGCACCAGGAGACGACUCAGAGCAGGUGGAAUACCAGGGCUCGGGCCUCCCAGCACGCCUGCCCGACUCGGACGGCCCUGUGUUUGGCCAGCUGGACUGUACCCCUGCUGGGCUGUCAGAGCAGAGGCAGCGGGCGGAGAAGGUAUACCAGGAACAGCUGACCACGGCUAAUAACAAGAGAAAAGAGCUGCUCCUUAACCGCAGCACCAAACAGAAGAACGAGAGAGAGAUGCUCAACAGGAACAGGAAGGAACUGAUAAACGACCACAUCAACCGCUUUGAGAAGCUGCGUAACCUGAGGGCCUCGUUGGAGGACACCUGGAGACGCAGCGCCGACCUGAAACGCCACCGAGACAGAGAGGAGAAGGAAUUCAUCAAGUCUGGGAGCAGUCUUCUGAUUGACCAGUGUGAGCAGUACCGCCGCUGUUACCAGUGCAAGAGGAAGACAGAGAACUGUGGAGAGACAAACAUCUGGAAAGAGUCUCACUACAUCCCUGGCUCUCGUCUCAUGGUGUAGACCGCUGAAACCUGGUCUCAGAGCAAACGUAGCCAUGCCACUCCAUUUAGUAUGAUAUGUUACUUUACAUUAGAUUACAUUACAUUGGCUUACCAACGUAAUAGCGGUCGUACAAUAUAAUACGAAUUGUAGGACGUAUCCUACGUCUUGAUCGCACCAGUAUCAUUUCCUAUGAUAUCAC